Messenger RNA from Aspergillus glaucus CBS 516.65, 501 nucleotides. RefSeq lists its product as uncharacterized. The coding region runs from base 1 to 501 and encodes 166 amino acids. The transcript has a single exon. Lineage: Eukaryota; Fungi; Ascomycota; Eurotiomycetes; Eurotiales; Aspergillaceae. The record is from RefSeq and is a predicted model, not a curated record.
AUGCACCUCCACCUUUGGACAUCGCUAGUCACCCUCCUAGCCCUAGCUCCCCACGCAACAGCAUUCUUCGGCAGCAUAAACAUCCCCCCCCCAGAGCUUAUCCCCGAGAAAUGCAGACCCACCCUCCAAAAAGCCCAAGUCGAAGGCGACAACUUCCUCACCUACAUGAAAAUCUUCUGCGACCAAUCCUCCUGCGAAAAGAACCUCACCUUUGACAAAAUUACCGAGUCUGAUAUCGACAGCAUCACGAAUAAAGUCCUCCACUGGGCGUGGAAGAGAGUUAACCCCCCACUGUCUUUGAAGCACGAUAUCAUGCCUUUCUAUAAAGAGGUUAAGGAGGAUUGUUUCAAGUCGAACACUGAGUUCCAGGAUCUGUUUACCAGCAACACUCGGCAUGCGUGUGAGACUGAGAAGAGCGAUAAGUUAUUUACAGAUAUUGUGAGCAAUUGUGUGAUUACGAAGGUUGCGCAGAAGUAUUUGCACAGGUUGUUCAUAAUGUAG